Messenger RNA from Asterias rubens (European starfish), 2035 nucleotides. RefSeq names its product PRELI domain-containing protein 1, mitochondrial-like. The coding region runs from base 272 to 886 and encodes 204 amino acids. The transcript is spliced from 4 exons. Lineage: Eukaryota; Metazoa; Echinodermata; Asteroidea; Forcipulatida; Asteriidae. Gene Ontology annotation, biological process: phospholipid transport. The record is from RefSeq and is a predicted model, not a curated record. Gene Ontology annotation, molecular function: phosphatidic acid transfer activity. Gene Ontology annotation, cellular component: mitochondrial intermembrane space.
UACAGCAGGCAAUGUGAUUGCGGUUUUGUCUUACAAAUCACAUUCAAUAAUUCAGUUUAAUGUAACUUAAUGUGAAUAAAUUACACUGCAGUAUUUUUGAGGCGAUUUCUGGGAGCCAACAUACCUUUUUUCUUCUAUGUAAUAACGUUGUAAAGAACUAAAGACACCGAUUUAAUUUCCCCUACUAACUAACCAAAACCGACACAGACAACAGUCAACGAACUGGGUCCUGGAUCCCUUCCCAACCAGACACUGAGCCAGCGUUGCAGACAUGAAGUACUACACCACCAAAGAGCUGUUUAAAAACACAUGGGACCAUGUAGCUUCUGCAUUAUGGCAGAGAUACCCUAAUCCAUACAGUAAGCAUGUGUUAACUGAAGAUGUCAUCAGCAGAGUCGUAAAGGGAACGGAGCUGGUGACGAAACGUCUUAUGACGAAGACAAACCGUAUGCCCAAGUGGGGGAAUUUGAUCUUCGGACACAACAACCAUCAUGUCUGCGUCGUUGAAGAAUCACUGGUCGACCCAGUCAGAAAAACCUUCACAAUAUAUACCAGAAAUAUAGGAUACACAAAAUUUAUGGUUGUUUCAGAGAAGCUAAUCUAUCGUCCAGCCGAGGAUAACGAGAGUUGGACUGAGGUAGAGAAACAUUCCUGGGUAGAUUCCAGCAUCACAGGGUUCAUCACCGCCAUACAACACUUCGGUAUCGAGAGGUAUAAAUCCAACCAUGUCAAAGCUUCAAAGGGGCUGAGGCACAUCUUAGCCCAGAUGUAUAUACCAGAGAAGGUCUCUACUGAAGGCAUUCCAGCUGGGAUGGCUAGACUUCGAGAUAACGCAAAGGCUAAGGCUAAGGGAAUAGCUGAUAAGACAAGACCCAUAAUCCAAUAGUCAGCAUUGCGGGUACAAGUAAGUGGUUGAAGGUGCAAUCUCUAUUUACAAACUUUGUGGUGGGGUGAUCUGUAAGCCCGCUUCUUACUUCGUGCGAAUGCAAAUGCGAUAUGAAUUUUCAUGUCACAAAUUUGCAGCAAAAACAGGGCUGGGACGAUAAAAUUCGCAGGAAGUAUGAAUUGGGCUUCAUCCUAAGUCUGAAUGAGGCUUUUACACCCAUCUACCAGGCAUAACUGUUGGCCAAUCACGUGCCUUCUGUUGACCCUGGUGAGGGUGCUUUUUUACCCUGAUUAUGUGGAGAGGUUUACAUUACACAAAUCAAAGCUCACUGAAACAUUGAGCGUACAUCGCUUAAAGGAAUGACUGCUUUUGGGCGGGAUAUAUUUUGAAUUUUGAACAGUAAAGACUUAUGGGCCACUAUUACCUCAUAUGAAAUGAACUGUCUUUGAAUACAGGUAUUAGCUACAUGUGUAGAUAUAAUGUAUUUAAGAACGUCUGCAUCCAUAAAACUCUUAAUUUUAUAUAUUUCAGAUCCAUGAUAUUCCAACCUAUCAUCAAAAGGAGGUCACUUGUCAGGCCUUGCGCUUAAGCUUUUUGUAUAGUAGCCCACCAGGCAGGGUGAACUGUGCAUUCUACUUGACCCAAGCAGUGUUAGUAGACCAGGUUUUUAAGAAUGUAUUAAUUGUUGGAAAGGUUCAAAGGUCAAAUGUAGUAACAUUUAUACUCUCAAAAAUAAUUUAACACAUUUUUAAAAUGUACUAUUUACAUCUGAAAAGGAAGAUAUUAUUUGCAGCGUUCUAAACAAUUAAGUUGCAGAGAUUUGAGGAGACCCUAGAUUAUAGGGCAAGUUAAGAAGUGGUGUUUACUAGCCCAUGGCAGGUUUUACCAUAUGCCUGGCGAGUGGUUAGCCCUGGAUUUGUUGAUACUAGGUGGCAGCAGACUAAAGCUUUGUUCAAAUUGAUGGCUUCAGCUGAGGUUAUUGCUGGAUUGCAGAAAAGUCCAUGUUUUCAACACUGCUGCUGUUCACAGUCUUAGCUAAAGUCGCUUGAUGAUUUGGACAUGGUCAUUUUGAAUGUAGAGUGUCAUGGCUGAGUGGUUAAGAGCAUCGAUUUCAAGUUCUGGUGCUAAUUCACCAGAGUGUGGGUUCAA